Messenger RNA from Medicago truncatula (barrel medic), 5130 nucleotides. RefSeq lists its product as uncharacterized. The record is from RefSeq and is a predicted model, not a curated record. Bases 1 to 5130 code for a protein of 1709 amino acids. Lineage: Eukaryota; Viridiplantae; Streptophyta; Magnoliopsida; Fabales; Fabaceae. The transcript has 3 exons.
AUGGGUACACGUUCACCGAAGGAACACAUUCAAGAUAUACGAAGGACAAAGUUCUCUAUUGGAGGGGAACCUAAUCUUUUGACUCAGGAUCUUCAUAAUGCUGUCAAGAAUCUCUCAGCUGAACUUUAUGCAAAAGAUGUUCAUUUUCUUAUGGAGCUUAUUCAAAAUGCAGAAGACAAUCAUUACAUUGAAGGAGAGAAUCCAACACUUGAGUUUGUUAUAACUUCUGAUGACAUAACUGCUACUGGUGCUCCAGCCACGUUACUUAUUUUCAAUAAUGAAAAGGGUUUCUCUCCCAAAAACAUCGAGUCCAUUUGCAGUGUUGGACGAUCUACAAAGAAAGGCAAUAGGAGCAGUGGUUACAUAGGAGAGAAAGGAAUUGGUUUCAAGAGUGUGUUUCUUGUUACUGCUCAACCUUAUAUUUUUAGCAAUGGAUAUCAGAUAAGGUUCAAUGAGAAGCCAUGUCCACAUUGCAGUAUUGGCUAUAUAGUUCCUGAGUGGGUUGAGGAGAAGCCAACCCUUGCUGACAUAAAGAAUAUAUAUGGUGCUUGUAAUUCCCUUCCAACUACAAUAGUCAUUUUACCACUUAAGCCGGAGAAGGUCCAACCUGUUAAGCAUCAACUGUCAAGCAUUCAUCCAGAAGUGCUUUUGUUUCUUACUAAAAUCAGACACCUUUCUGUCAGAGAAGUUAAUGAGGACCCCAAACAGAAUACCGUAACUGCCGUAUCUAUUUCAAGCGAGAUUAAUUUUGUGACUAGGAAAAACAUUAAUGCUGAGUCUUACACACUCCAUCUCUCCGCCGAGGAAAAUAGUGAAGCCGGGAAGGAAUGCAGCUACUACAUGUGGAAGCAAAAGUUUCCGGUCAGGUUGGAAAAUUUAGUCGAAAGAAAAAAGGAUGUCGAGGAGUGGGUUGUGACAUUGGCAUUCCCAAAUCAGGAGAGGCUUUACAGGGGAAAGACCUUGCCAGGGGUCUAUGCAUUUCUUCCUACAGAAAUGGUCACUAAUUUUCCUUUCAUAAUUCAGGCAGAUUUUUUCCUUGCUUCAUCAAGGGAGACAAUUAUGUUGGAUAAUAAGUGGAAUCAAGGGAUACUUGAAUAUGUUCCGUCAGCUUUUAUAGAUGCAUUCAAAACACUUCUCGCAGGAUCAGAUGAAGCUCCAGCAUCCAGCUUGCCUAAUUUGUUCAAGUUCCUUCCAAUUGAAAGUUCUCCUUUUGAGAGCUUCAAUCACAUGAGGAAUAAAAUCAAAGCAAAACUGCAUGAAGAAAAAAUUGUACCUAUUGAGACAUUCACAAAUCAGAAGCACUUCUUUAAGCCUCGUGAAGUUAGCAGGCUACUGCCUACAUUUUGGAAGAUUUUGACAAAGGCCCAUGAGAAAGGAGUAUACUUGCUUGACUUAAAUUCUCAUGAUGAGAUGAAAAUCUUGAGUUCUUCAUUCGAUAAAAAGGAGUACCGUGGGAUACUCAAUUUUUUAGGGGUGAAACUGGUGAAUAUUGAUUGGUAUGCAAAGUGUAUCCAGAGUUCUAAUCUUGUGUAUGAAGUAUCAGAAGAUGUUUAUCUUGAGCUUUUAAUGUUUGUUGCUAGACACUGGUCUUCAAAGUUUAAGGGCUCCAACAUCAUUAAUAUUCCAUUGAUUAAAUAUAUGGCUGCUGACGGGAUUCCGUCUUUUUUCAGUCUUCAUGAAUGCAGACAGCUAGUUGCAGGUGCCAAGCGAGUAAAAUUAGCAGCCUCAAGUCAAACUUGUCCUUGUUCUUGGCUGAUCAACUGGAAUAAUGUCUUCGCAUGUGAGACAAAGCAGUUUUUUAUGCCAGAAAGCACUCAACAAGCUAUCUCUCAAUUGCCCAAUAAGUAUACUUUAUUGGAUUGGUUAGCAAAAGAUGUUAAUAUUGCUACUACGAAUGUUUACACUUUUGCUAGUGUCCUCCGCAGUUCUAUUAAUAAUAACUGCAAACUUGCCAUUGCAUAUGCUCAUUUCUUAUACCACUCUUUGUCAAAGGGUUACUUGUCGAGUCGAGAAGUUGAUGGCUUAUGCAGUUUUAUGCCACUUGUGGAUAAUUAUGGAUGUAUAGCUAGAAGUAGAAAAGGAGUUCUUCUGCCUGCAAAUGUGAGCAAAUGGGCUGACUUGAUUGUUUCUAAUCCAUGGAGAAAUGAAGGUUAUGUUGAACUAGGAAAGGCGUACCUAAAUGCAUCUUCUUAUGCAGGUCAAAAUUCAAGCUCUAGGAUGCUUAUUGAUUUCCUCAAAGCCCAUGUUAGAGCUUCCGAUGUACCUUACAUAUCUCCUCCAAAUGCUGGGUUUUCAGCCGCAGAUACACCACUUACCAAAGACAAUGCCUUUUUGCUUUUGGAUUGGAUUCGGAAUCUGAAGUAUAGGGGAGUGCACCUACCACAGAGGUUCUUGGAAUGCAUAAAAAAGGGCAACUGGCUUAAAGUUACAUGUAGUAAUGGAUACAUGCCUCCCUCAAAGUCAUUCUUAAUUGGCUCAUCAUUGCGGAAAAUUUUGCAAAGUGGUUCAUUUCUUGUUGACAUUCCCCUGAUUGACGAGAGCUUCUACGGGAAUAGAAUAAAUGAGUACACAGAAGAGUUGAAAAUAGUCGGAGUUAUGUUCAGUUAUGAGGAAGCAUGUGACUUCAUUGCAAGAGAACUAAUGUCUCGUGCUGCUUCUUUCUCUUUAAGAGGAAGUCAUGUUCUUUUGAUGCUUAACUUCAUCCAAUAUCUUAGGAAAAGCCUUCUUCCUUUGGACAACUUUGUCAACUGCAUAAGAAAGGAAAGUUGGCUAAAGACAUCUUGUGGUCUUAGGUCUCCUGUGGGAUCUGUACUGAAUGAUUCUAGCUGGCAAGUUGCAUCACAGAUUAGUAAUAUCCCUAUCAUUGAUAAUGAUUAUUAUGGUGAGGAAAUACAUAAUUACAAAGAGGAGCUCAAGUUGCUGGGAGUGAUAGCUGACUUAAGUGAAAAUUACCAAGUUGUCAUUGAACAUUUAAAGUCACCAUCAAGAUUGUCCUGUUUGACGGUUGAAGCUGUUCUUUUGAUAAUGGAAUGCAUCAAAUACUCGAAUUCCCCUAUUAAACUCUUAAGUUCGCUAAAGAGAACGGACUGUUUGUGGACAAACAUGGGUUUCAAAACACCAGGUGAAUGUUUCUUGUAUGAUCCAGUGUGGGGCUGCAUUUUAGAGGUGUUCGAUGGUCUUCCUGUUAUUGAUCAUGAAUUUUAUGGGGAGAAAAUUUUCAGUUACAAAGAUGAAUUGAUGCAAGUAGGGGUGCUGGUUGAUUUUAAGGAUGCCAUCAAAAAAAUUGAAAGGCUAUUUGAACAAAAGGCAUUGGAAAAUUCAAUUAACGGACAACAUGUCAUCUCAUUUCUCUCUUGUUGCAGGCUGCUGAAAGGAACUGACUACAGUUUUCCUUCUGAUUUCUCAACCAUCAUACGGAAAAUGAAGUGGUUGCGUACCGAGGUUGGUGAUUUUCGGUGCCCAACAAAGUGCAUUUUAUAUGGUCCAGAGUGGGAAUCAAUAUCUUCCAUAACUUGUCUCCCUUUCAUUCAUUAUAACAGUGACAAACAGUCUGGUAUGGGAAUAUACGAGUACAAGGAAGAGCUGGAGAGCAUUGGUGUUGUUACUGAAUUGAAAGAUGGAGCGAGGUUUUUGCCUGAAUGUUUGAGUUUUCCUUCCAAUCCUUCCACCAUUACUCCUGAAAGUGUGUUUUCUUUGCUGGAAUGGAUCCAACUUCUAAUGCAAAAUCACACGCCUACAAUUGAAGAUGAUGAUUUCAGAAAACGAAUGUCCCAAAAUUGGUUGAAGACACAUGCUGGUUAUAGGCCUCCAGACAAAUGUUUGUUCUUUGAUUCAAAGUGGAGCUCUUUCUUGAAUCCAACCGAUGGGCCUUUUAUCAAUGAGUAUUUCUACGGACCUAAAAUUGCAAUUUACCAGAAAGAACUCAAUGCAAUAGGGGUCACUAGUGAAGUUGAGAAGGGGUGCUCUUUGCUUGCCGACCACCUUAACUCUCUCUCUGAUCAUGGUACCAUUGUGAAAAUAUAUAAUUACUUAUUUGAACACAAUUGGAAACCUGAGAAGAGAGAGGCAAACAAGAUUUGGAUUCUUGAUGGAGAUAAAGGUGGUGGUAAGUGGGUUGAUUCUGAGGAAUGUGUCAUACACGACCCUGCUAAACUUUUCGGUUCAAAAUUUUAUAUUCUUGAAGAUAUCUAUGAUGGCAAUAUUCUUGUUUUUUUGUAUCUUGCAAUGGAAGUCAAGAACAAGCCCUCACUAGAAGACUAUGUUGACCUUUGGAAUGAUUGGGGGAAUUCAAUGGAGCAAUUGUCAUACGAUGAGUGUUGCAGGUUCUGGAUGUCUAUCUCGAAACAUUUAAGCACAAAACAAGAGAAAAAACUUGCUGAGAGUUUGAUGAAACUGCCUGCAACAUCAGGAAAUAAUAAAAUAUUUCUGGUAGAUAAGAAAGAUGCAUUUAUUCCUGAUAACUUUCAUAUGAAGAAGCUUUUUGAGAGGGAGAAAAUUUUUGUCUGGUAUCCUCAUCAUAACAUGACACCAUUGUCCAAGGGUGAACUAUCUGAAAUUUACCGAAAAAUUGGUGCUAGAAAUAUCUCUGAAUCAUUAUGCAAAGAAGAAUCAUCCUUGGUGAAUGAUGGCGUUAAACUGAAGCAUGUCGAUCCAAACAAUAUUUUCAACUUAAAGGGGUUGGCUAAGCUUAUUCUUGGUUUUCUUGCAUGUUCUAACCUUAAAAUGGAACCAAGUAAGAGACAUGAAGCUGUUCAAACUCUUCUCAACUUAAGCUUCCAUGAGACAAUGGAACCAAUCAAUGUAAGCUAUAGUCUGCCACUAUCAUCCGGAGACAUCAUUACAAAGAAAGCAAACAAAAGGGUGCGUUGGGAAAGUCAAAGUUCCAAGUUUAUCAUCCAGAAGAUGGAUGGUGAGGAUUCAUUGAAAUAUGUUACAAAUUUCUCUGAAGCAAUAUCUGAGGGUGUUUUGCAUGAAAAUCAUGAUCAUGUUCCUGCACUAUCUAAACUAAUCACAUUAGGGUUUUUUCUGAAAUUCAAGAAUGAAGAAAUUGAUUUUCUUAUGGAAUCCAAGUAUCUGGAGAUCGACCCUGAGGAUGAGAAGUUCCUCAGUUCUGCCUUCCCUUCUAACUAA